Molecule: messenger RNA, 1491 nt
Organism: Lobosporangium transversale
Lineage: Eukaryota; Fungi; Mortierellomycota; Mortierellomycetes; Mortierellales; Mortierellaceae
Exons: 5
Coding region: 1-1491 (496 amino acids)
Biological process (GO): Golgi organization
Cellular component (GO): Golgi apparatus
Source: RefSeq, a predicted model, not a curated record
AUGACUACGACUUCUGGCCUUGCUCGGUCAUCUUCACCCUCAUCGGCUUUUGAGUCUGCUGCUGCACUUGCACCCAUCGCUCAGAUACAUCAGCACAGCCAAGAACACGCCGCACUCCCACUUCAUCGCCUCGAAAGCAGCAGUGGUAUCCUUUUAUCUUCAACUCAAAAGCCAAACACGACUGCAACUUCUACCGUUGGGACUCAUACAUCAGGAUACGAUAUUGCUCUUGUUCACCAUCGUAACAGUGUUGAAUAUCGCGCAGGCUACAACAGUCCAUUCGUAUCGGAUUUGCCAGCCAGUGACAAUAAUACUUAUACCGGACGACCUGUCCUUGACUCUAGUCGUCGUUAUUCCAGCGGACAAGGCAGCAUUCAUCCAAGCCCAUUCAUUGAGGGAUCUGCUACUAUUGCAAGCAGGCGACAAGCCAAACUUGGUGGACAGAUACCAACACUUGCACCAACACUCGAGACCCCAGCUUCCUCAGCUAUUAGGAAUUCGAAUAGCAGUAUAAACGCAGCUGCGGCCGAUUUUCAUUCGUCAUUCGAUCAAGAUUUUCAGCAUCACCCACACCCUCAAAGCAGCCACGGAGCAUUUGGCUCAGGGCCACAUUCACCUGCAUAUUCGAUCUCGUCCUUAUCUGGGAUUAUCCCAGGCUCGGCAUCUAUAUCCAGCAUCGCUAGCACUGCACAGACAAAGCCCCCGGCAUUAGAGCACAAACAUCCGAUCACUAUCAAGGAGUUUGAGAAUAUCCUUAUUCUAGGACCAGCACAACAGGUCGCCAUCAAAACACUUUGCUCACCAAGGAUUUUGAGCAGGAUUGACACCAUUGGCUGGUAUUCCAUACUUGGUGCGCAGAAAUUUCCCACAAUCAAUUCUAGUCAGGACGCAUACGAUAUCGAGAUGGCAACUACGUAUGCAGCAAUUGAGUUUGGUUCCAACAAUCCACAGACCCAAAACUUCAAUACACUUGUAUUGCAACUAAUUUCGCAACUAAAGCUUAUCAAAGAUCAGGACUACAAAGGUGAUAUACCCAAUCAUGCCUACAACGCCUUGUUUUUGACGCGGAUCUUUUUAAAUCACUUCAUUUCGCAUUUGUCAUCAACGGAAAUGGUCGCUUUCUUUGAAGGAUCAAAUCUUUCAGUUGAAGCCCAGCAGGAGGCAUUGGGCAUAGUUUCUUUCAAAGGAUGUAAAAUCGGAGUGGACCAGACUUUGGUUUCCGAUCCUAGAUCGUAUGCGGAGCAAUUAAUUCAAGAAGUUCUAGGAAUUAUUCUGAAUUUAGAUGCGGGGUCUACCUCAUCUGCAUAUGAAUUCUACGAGGAGACGCUCAAUUUGAUGAUUGUGAUGUCAUCAACCCAACUUCAAUUGACUAGUGCAGAGCCAAAUGAGAAAAACUAUUUUUUGAACCUCGUACUCCAGAACUUUAGGUCAGCACAUGUCUGUGGGAGUUAUUCAGAGGCUUACUACCGCGUUAGUGAAGAGGAAGACUGA